Penicillium cosmopolitanum is the source of this 804-nucleotide messenger RNA. RefSeq lists its product as uncharacterized. NCBI's taxonomy places the organism in Eukaryota, Fungi, Ascomycota, Eurotiomycetes, Eurotiales, Aspergillaceae. The record is from RefSeq and is a predicted model, not a curated record. Bases 1 to 804 code for a protein of 267 amino acids. The transcript is spliced from 3 exons.
AUGGCUCUCAUCGGACGAGAAUUCCUCGUUGGUAGGACUUUAAGCAGCGUCAUUUCUAGUACGGCAACUCCGACGGUGACAACUGCCCCGGCAAUUACUGCAUGCAGUCUCGUUAACCAAGACGCCACUACGUUCAAUGACCCGCUGGGGUCAGUGGUAUCUCUCUCAUCAACUAUCGCCUGCGCCUGCAAUGACGAUUGGACGGCCGGCGUGGGAACCACUGUCGGAGACGAUAAAAGCAUUACAUACACAUGCCAAGUGGGAACCUCUACCACCAUUGCGGUCAGCACCGCAGCACCCAGUGCCUCGCCAAUUCCCUCACAAUGUGCAAAUGGUGCCAAUCCUGAUGAGUCCUGUUUCAAUGCAUUGGACCUCCCUGACUUUAUCAUGAACUGGUGGAAAGACAACGAAGCCAACUGUGGGAAUUACGAUGGAUUCGCCGAUUGCUGGUACGCGAAGAUGACGCCGUACUCGCCAUCUAAAUGCGAUCAGCUGAACACCGACCCUGCCUGCACUCAGCCAUUAUGGAAGGACUUCACGGGCUUCAAUGAUGUACAGAACUUCUACGUGACAUGGUGUAUCUGGAACACUCAGGGAUUCUUCCUUGACAUGUACAAUGCCGUCGGCAACGCGGCUCAGCCAGUUUCUAAUGCCAUCGGAAGCAUUGUCAGUCACUUCCUUGCGUGGAUUAAGGCUCUAAUAGUAGGCCACGGACUGAUUAUAAGCAGGUUACAGCCCUUGACCCUCCAAACGACUCUACCAGCCCAUGGGAAUAUGUUUUCAUGGCACUCACAUUCGGAUUGA